AUGCCAGCGGCAAGCAAGCCAACCCCGGUCUGCAGAGACAUCGAGGGGCUCGUCCUCAGCUACUACUUCAGCGACGAGAGCGUUCGCUCAGCCCUCGCCUACAAGCCGAGGUCAGACGACGUGUUCAUCGUCGGCUAUCCCAAAUGCGGUACCACCUGGAUGCAGUACCUCCUCUUCAACAUCUUCAGCGGCGGCGUGCCCCCGGUGGACAGGGCGGACUUCGAGGCCAAGACACCCUUCCUGGAGUACAGCGGAGCUCAAGGCCCCGACAGGAUGCCCAGACCAGGCGCCAUUAAGACCCACCUCCCGUUCGACAAGCAACCUUACUCGAAGGAAGCAAAGUACUUCUAUAUCACUAGGAACCCUUACGACUGCUGCGUCUCUUACUACCACCACACCAAGGCCUUGCCCGCUUACUACUUCGAGGACGGUACCUUCGACCAGUUCUUUGACGUCUUUGUCGAAGGGAAAGGGGAAUGCGGCGACUUCUUCGACCAGCUGCUGUCCUGGUACAAUCAUCGGGAUGAUCCCAACGUCUUCUUCGUGACGUACGAAAACCUCAAGAAGGACACGGAAUCCUGGGUGCUGAAGAUGGCCGAUUUCCUGGGCGUUGAGUACGGCGAGAGCUUGAGAUGUGACCCGACGGUACUGAAACGCAUAGUGGACGUAUCCAGCGUGUCGAAUAUGAAAAAGGCGUUUAACGACGCGUGCAAGACGGUGGGGCCUCAUGUCCCGGCGGCAUCGGUCGCUGACGGACCGCUGAAACUGGACAAAGAGUCGCUGGAAGCUGCAGUCAAGAAGCCGAUGACCGGUGAUUUCGUUCGCAAAGGCGUAGUGGGAGACUGGAAAAACUUUUUCGCGCAGGAAAUGAUCGACAGAAUGAAGCAGCGCAUUGCGACGAAAACGGCAGGCAGCAGUGUAAUGCAGCUGUGGAAUGAAUCCGAGCUUCCAUGA
This is a messenger RNA of Ixodes scapularis (black-legged tick), 954 nucleotides long. Its product is annotated as sulfotransferase ssu-1-like. Gene Ontology annotation, biological process: sulfation. The coding region runs from base 1 to 954 and encodes 317 amino acids. Gene Ontology annotation, molecular function: sulfotransferase activity. Lineage: Eukaryota; Metazoa; Arthropoda; Arachnida; Ixodida; Ixodidae. The record is from RefSeq and is a predicted model, not a curated record. The transcript has a single exon. Gene Ontology annotation, cellular component: cytoplasm.